UUUUUAUGCAAAUAUUGGUAAUUUAACAGUUUGCAUCCAUUAGUUUGCGAACUAUGUUUUUGGAGAUGAAUGAUUGCUGGGACGUUGUUUGGUCAUUUGAAGUUUCCGGGGACGAUCAACUCAUUUUCUUUCAGAUUGUUGAGAAAUUCUUCAAAAAUGACAGCCAUUACACAGGUGUCCAGUAACAAAAUGUUUGGAGGUUUUCAGAAGGUCUAUAGCCAUGAGAGCACUGAAUGUAAAUGUACCAUGAAGUUUGGUGUGUAUAUCCCACCACAAGCAGAGGUCAAGAAAUGUCCUGUUCUCUACUGGCUCUCUGGUCUUACUUGCACUGAGCAGAACUUUGUGACAAAGGCUGGUGCCCAGCGUGUCGCUGCAGAGAAAGGAAUCAUCCUGGUUGCGCCGGAUACCAGUCCACGAGGUGUAAACAUUGAGGGUGAAGAUGAUAGCUGGGACUUUGGGUCUGGGGCGGGGUUCUAUGUGGAUGCCACAGAAGAAAAAUGGAAGACUAGCUAUCGCAUGUAUUCAUAUGUUACAAAGGAGUUGCCAGAAGUUAUAAAUGCCAAUUUCAGCAGUUUGCCCGACAAAAUGUCCAUAUUUGGUCACAGCAUGGGGGGUCAUGGGGCACUUGUUUGUGCAUUAAAGAAUCCGGGCAAGUUCCAGUCAGUGAGUGCUUUUGCCCCUAUCUCCAACCCAAUCAAAGCACCGUGGGGGAUCAAAGCUUUCACAGGAUAUCUUGGAGGGGACCAGUCUAAAUGGCAGGAGUAUGAUGCCACAGAAUUGGUGAAGAAGUACACAGGUCCUGCCCUUAAUAUGCUUGUUGACCAGGGAAAGGCAGACAACUUCUAUGUGGAAGGACAACUCCUGCCUGACAAUCUGUCAGCUGCAUGUGCGUCCAACAGUGUGCCAAUAAAUCUGAGGAUACAUGAGGGUUAUGACCAUAGCUACUAUUUCAUUGCCACAUUCAUCGAGGAACACAUCAACCACCACGCCAAGUUUCUCUUCCAGUGAAUGACAAUGCAAUACCAACAGCAGUUGCAUAAGCUGCACUGACUUGAUUUUAAUUUUAUCCAGCCUCUGUUGAAACAUUGGCCAAAUUAAGCAGGGUGACCGGUCGUAUAAACUUUCCUUCAGUAUCUCCGGUCAACAGGAAGUAGUGUAUUCAUACGCACGCUGUGACGAUUCACAGGUUCUUAUAUUUGACCUUUGAAAUUUAUUGGGACACAUCAUGAAUGUUAACGUUAUAUUAUAUAUCCUCCUUUUUUUCUUCUUUAAAAUAUAUUACCGAGCCAGCUUUCCGUAUGUAUCAUUUUCAUUUUACUUGAUUACGCAAUUUAUGACGUAUCUAGUGCGACUUCAUUUCUCUGACGAAACAUAGUUAUCUAGUUUCUCUCAGGAUUUGAGGGACAACAAUUUUGACAUGGUGGUUUUAACAGUAUUUUUUUAAAUAUGUUUAAAUCAUCAAACGAAUCAUAAACGUAUUUCGGAUUGUGUUUGUCAUUCAAAAUUGGUAUUUCGAUAUGAAUAAAAUGAUUCGCAACGGCAGAAUUACGUUUUCCUAAAGCAAUGGAUUAAAGUUGUCAUUGAGGUAAAUAAAAAUAAGUUUUUGUUUUGCUGCUGCAUUUGUUUUUCAUUUGUUAGCAAGAAAAAUAUCACAUUCUCGAUUCGUUUUUUAUUUCUUCUCAUAGUUUCAAUAGGAAAGUAUUAAAAGAAACAGUUUAAAGUGGAACUAUUUUUUACGAGACACAAUCAGUAGUUAUUCGGUUGUCUGGAAUGUUGUGUACAUGUAGGAGGCUCGACAAGAAUAAUUAUAUUGUUAUGUCAAUUUAUUAUUUGUAUUUGAUAAAAUGUGUCAACGGCAUGAAGCAGGAUGAAAAGAAUACAUGGUUGGUGCCGAGAUGGAGAAAGUUUAUCCCGUUCGGCCUGAAAAAGUAAAAUAGGGCUCGCUAAAGCUUGCCCUUUUUUCUUUUUCUAAGCCUCACCGGAUAAACUUUCUCCAUCUCGGCACCAACCAUGUAUUCUCUAUAUUAUGAUUUUAUUUGGAUGAAAGGUGAUUAUACAACCAUGUUGAAUAAGUGCCGUGCAUUGAAUGGAAUUAAGCAUAUAUGAGUUUCACUUCUUUAUAUUGGAAGUGGCAUGUUAUUUUCAAGUCAGUAUUAAACCAUUGUAAUAAAAAAGUGAUUGUUAAAUAUUUACCAAAUAUAUGCCUGUCACAAAUGCAUAUUUGCUGAAUAAAGUUGGUAAAGCAACCUAUAUCAAUUGA
This is a messenger RNA of Dreissena polymorpha, 2260 nucleotides long. Its product is annotated as S-formylglutathione hydrolase-like. Bases 70 to 1008 code for a protein of 312 amino acids. Gene Ontology annotation, molecular function: S-formylglutathione hydrolase activity. Lineage: Eukaryota; Metazoa; Mollusca; Bivalvia; Myida; Dreissenidae. Gene Ontology annotation, cellular component: cytosol. The transcript is spliced from 9 exons. Gene Ontology annotation, biological process: formaldehyde catabolic process. The record is from RefSeq and is a predicted model, not a curated record.